AUGAAGGUUGAUGAUAUCAACAAAACUAUUAUAAAGGAUAGUGAGAUGAGUGAAGAAGAGGAGUAAGAGGAAGGGCCAAAGUAAUCUAAAUUGAAAUAUGGAAUAAUGAUUCUUGGGUGUUUGUUAAUGUUUGGAAAUAAUUAUUCAUUUGAUAAUCCACAAGCACUUCAAAAAUAAUUAACAUAAGAUUUAGGUAUAUCCAUCUCAAAUUAUAACUUGCUAUAUUCUGCAUUCUCGUUUCCAAAUAUAUUUUUAACUCUCAUUGGAGGAUUUAUUAUAGAUUUUUUAGGUAAAAAUUCAAUUUCAAUUUAAGGUGUAAGAUUUGGGAUCAUUCUAUUCAGUGCAAUAGUAGCAGUGGCCUAAAUGAUUGUAGCAUUGGGAGGAGCAUUUAAAAUCUUCUGGAUCAUGUUAGUGGGAAGAAUCAUAUUUGGAUGUGCAUCUGAAAAUUUAGUAAUUGCUUAAGCAGCUAUAAUCUGUAAGUGGUUUAGAGGAAAAGAACUAUCAACUGUAUUUAUGACUUCUAAUUCUCAUUUUAGGCUAUUGGUUACAUCAUGACGGUACCUGAAUUAGCUAGUGCUGCUAACUCUUUCCUUACUCCUAUACUCUACGAAAAAUAUGAGGGAUUAGCCUAUCCACUAUUUUUUAGUGUGAUUUUGUGUGUCUUUUCAUUUGUAUGUGCCGUAGUCUUGUGCAUAUUGGAUAAAAAGAAUGAAAUGCAUAAAUUGAGUAUUUAUUUAUAAUAAGAAGAGGGAUAAUUUAUAAUUGAAGAAUAAGAAGAGGAAGAAGGUGAAGAUAAUGAAUAGAAGGAUGAUAUAGAGAGAGUAUCAUUUAAAGAUAUUAAAAAUUUAAAUGGAACAUUUUGGAUUCUAGUUUUGAUAUGCACCUUAACAUUAGGAUCUUAUACUCCAUUUUUGGAUGAUGCCAAUGAUUUUUUAUAGGAAAAGUUUGAAUUCACGAAUGUUUAAGCAGGAAAAGUGUUGACUAUCCCUUAUUUAAUGGCAGGUAUUUUUGAGACAAAUUAGCAAUCACCAGUCCCUUUUUUGGGCCAUACAUAGACAAAGUUGGAAAAAGAAGAAAAUUCAUUUUAAUAACCUGUGUUCUAUUCACUUUAACUCAUUUUGCAUUUGGAAUAAUGCCAAAUGGUUAACAUGGAUAACCUAAUUGGUUUUCAGUUAUACCUUUGAUGUUUUUGGGAACCAGUUAUGCUCUCUAUUCAUGUGUGUUAAUUCCAUCUAUUUAAUACAUUGUUGCAGAGAAGGUGGUUGGGACAGCGUUUGGUUUAUUAGGAAUGUUUGAGAGUAUUGCAUUGGCCUUCUUUCCAAUUUUAGCAGGAUAUAUUGUUGAGAAAUCUGAGGAUCCUUAAUAAGGAUAUUCAAAUGUAGGAUUCUUCUUUUCAGGAAUUUCGAUAUUUGGAAUCAUAUUUACACUCUCCUUAUAUAUUUUCGAUAAGAAGAGUUCAAUGGUUCUAGAUUUUGUAAAUCCUGAGGAUCCUUCAGAUUUGGAGAAGAAAAUGCUUAGGACAACUAAAUCUGAUUCAAGCAGUGAUGAAGAGGAUGAUGAGUCAAGUGAUGAAGAUUCUGAGGAUGAUUAAUUUAAGAAGAAGAAAGUGUGUAAGAGUUACACAAGUUUAAAGAGCAAGAAGUUAUUAACAUCUCCUUUAUUGAGAACUAGAAGUUUAUACAAUUGAAUUUAGGUUAUUCAUAUAUUUGAUGUUCAUCCAUUUUAUUAAUAUAAAUAAUGUUUUUUAUUAUAGCGUUUUUGUUUUUAUAUUUAUAGCUAUCUGUAUAUUCCAAGAAUUUGAGAGAUAACUUAUUAGUGGGAUAAACUAAGAGAUUCAAUAUGGAGAAGAACGAUGAAAAUAUGAUCUAUGUUCAUUUGAUACCGCAUUCUCAUGAUGAUGUUGGUUGGCUCAAGACCUAUGAAGAAUAUUACUAUGGUUUAAAUAAUAAAGUGUAAUGGGCUGGAAUACAAUACACUAUUGAUAGUGUUGUCAGAUCAUUAUUCUUUGACUAGACCAAGAAGUUUAUCCAAGUAGAAAUUGCUUUUUUUAAAUUGUAAUUUGUUUAAUAAAUAAUAAAGAUGGUGGGAUGAAUAAAAUGAUGAUGUGAGAAAUAAGACUAAAUAUUUAAUUAAAAAUGGAUAAUUGGAAUUUAUAAAUGCGGGAUGGUGUAUGAAUGAUGAGGCUACUGCAUAUUAUGAAGAUAUUGUGGAUUAAAUGACUUUGGGACAUCAAUGGAUCUUAGAUCGUUUCUAAAUUAAACCAACUAUAGGGUGGUAAUUAGAUCCUUUUGGUCACACUUCUGCAUAGGCUGAGUUGUUCGCUUUGAUGGGUUUUGAUGGUUGGUUUUUCAGUCGUAUAGACUAUUAAGAUAUGAAUUUAAGGAAAUAGCAAUAGAAGAUGGAGUUGAUAUCUAUGGUUGAUCAAUACUCCAUAUUCACUCACAUCAAUUAUAAUCAUUAUGAAGCACCUCCUCAGUUUAGUUUUGAUUCUUUGCAUUCUCAAGAUCCAAUUGUGGACAAUUAAAAUAGCAUACAUUACAAUGUAGAUAAAAGGGCAGAAGUAUUAGUGGAUUAUUUCAAAUCACAAAACUAAAGUUAUUUAGGCAACGUGUUAAUGCAUACUUUAGGUACAGAUUUUGGUUGGUCUAAUGCACCUAUGUAUUAUACAAACAUAGAUCGUUUGAUCAAAUACAUCAAUGCCAAUAAGUAAAAGUACAAUAUGCAAAUUAUGUAUUCCACUCCAUCUUAAUAUUUAUCAGCUAUUAACUAACUAAAUAUAUAAUAUCCAACUAAAUAAGAUGAUUUUAUGCCAUAUGCUGAUAGACCUAAUGCUUAUUGGACAGGAUAUUUCACAAGUAGAGUAUCCUUAAAAUUAUUAAUUAAAUAAUUAGGAAGAUUUGCUUAAAUUUAAAGAAGAUUUGUAUCAACUUUGCUAUUAAAUGGCAAAUCAUAGUAUAUAUAAGUGAAUCGCUAAUAAAUACUAGAUGCUUAGAACAUCUUGGAUCAGGCUUUGGCAACCAACUAACAUCAUGAUGCAGUCACAGGAACAGCAAAACAACAUGUUACAAAUGAUUAUAUUGAAAUGUUAUGCAAUGGACAUCACAAAAUUAGUCAAUAACUCUAUUAAAUAAUGAAAGAACUUAUUGAGUUUGAAAUACAAGAUGAAACUUCUCAAAUUGUGUUUGAGGAAUGCAAUUUUAAUUAAACUGCUUCAUCGUGUAAACUUGUCUAUGAAUAAUUAAAGAAUGGAAAUGCUGUUUAGAUGAAUAUGAUUGAAAAUAAGAACCUUCCAUUGUAAGAUUACUUAAGAAUUAAAGUACCUAAAUUGAAUCUGACCAUCUAUGAUUAAACAAACAAAGUCAUAAUUGGUGAUGUUAUUUGUAUUAAUGAUGACGAUGAUUGUGAACUGUAUUUUAUUUACAAUCGAAAUCCAAAAUAAAUCAUUGAAUAUUUUAGAAUAUUACCAAAUCAAGAUAACCCAAGUGCAAUUGUAGUUCCACCUCAAACAGAAUCCUUAACAUACAAUAGUCCUUCAGAUUACAUUUCACUUAACAACUCUAGGCAAUUCAAAUUAACUUACAAAUAUUACAUCUCAUCAGAAGAUAAAUAAUAUAGUGGGGCUUAUAUCUUUAGAACUAAUGAUGAAGCUCUAGAAUUUGGAGAAAUAAAAACACAUAGAUUGUACAUUGGUAAGCUAAUUCAAAUUUUCUAUAUCGAGAGAGACUAAGUACAAACUAAAAUUAAGAAAUUAGAACACAUUGAAGAUACAUAUGAAAUUGAAUCAUACAUAACUGAUAUACCAAUACAAAAAGAAAAUGGUAAAGAAGUGGUAAUGAUAAUCUCAACAGACAUUCAAAAUGAUGAUACUUUUUAUACAGAUAGCAGUGGAAUGAGAUUGUAGUAAAGGAAAUUAAAUUAUAGACCUACUUGGGAUUUGGAAGUUCAUCAACCAAUAGCAGGAAACUUUUAUCCAGUUAAUGGAAUCUUGCAAAUCUAGAAUAAUCAAACAGGAGAAGUUGCAGCUAUUAUUAAUGAUAGAUCAUAAGGAGGCACAAGUUUACAUACAGGAGAAUUGGAAUUGAUGAUUCAUAGAAGAUUAUUAAAGGAUGAUGCAAGAGGAGUUGGAGAACCCUUAAAUGAGAAAUAAUCUAACGGUAGAGGAUUAAAUCAAAACUUUUAGCAUACAUUAACAUUCUUUAAUAAAAAUAAUUAACCUAAUCAAGCUAGAUAUUUUUAAUAUCUUUAAGAUUUAAAGCCAAUCAUUAUUUUCAGUAAUUGUAAAAAUGAAUUAUUCCCUCAACCUGUGAAGUCAUUUAAAAUUACAUAUCCAAGAGAUUUAGAGAAAAUGUUUACACCAAAUAGUUAAGCUAUAACAAAGUUUUAUCUAUAAACCAUUGGUGUUGAAUAAUAUAUUUAUCGAAUACAUAACUUGGGAGAGGAAGGAACAUUUUAAGUACCAGAGUUAGAUUAAUUUUAAAUUGUAGAAACCACUCUGACAGCUAAUCAGUUGUGGACUGAAUGGUUGGAGAAGAAAUUGAGUAAUUUUUCAUUUUAUUGUAGAUUGGAAAGUAUAGGAAGGACUAAAAUAGCCUAUAGACUAGCCAGUGCACAAUGAAACUGUGUUACCUUAACAACUAAGAACUUUCAGACUUACAAAAAAGAGUAAUUCUAAUUAAUGA
Molecule: messenger RNA, 4679 nt
Organism: Paramecium octaurelia
Lineage: Eukaryota; Ciliophora; Oligohymenophorea; Peniculida; Parameciidae
Source: the annotation of a GenBank genome assembly